Molecule: messenger RNA, 8042 nt
Organism: Sorex araneus (European shrew)
Lineage: Eukaryota; Metazoa; Chordata; Mammalia; Eulipotyphla; Soricidae
Gene: CDYL2
Product: chromodomain Y like 2
Exons: 7
Coding region: 154-1653 (499 amino acids)
Cellular component (GO): nucleus
Molecular function (GO): transcription corepressor activity
Source: RefSeq, a predicted model, not a curated record
CGCCCGCGCCGAUUCUGCGCAUAGGCAGCCCCCGAGCCUGUCAUCCUGCAAAAACACAGUUUACUCAACACGCCGCACACACGCGCACCCCCGCGCGCACCCGCGCCGCCGGGCCCCGCGCGCGCCGCCGCGAGCCAAGUUCCGCAGCCUGGCAUGGCUUCGGGGGACCUUUACGAGGUCGAGAAGAUCGUGGACAAGAGGAAGAGCAAGCGGGGGAAAUGGGAGUACCUCAUCCGCUGGAAGGGCUACGGCUGCGCGGAGGACACGUGGGAGCCCGAGCACCACCUGCUGCACUGUGAGGAGUUCAUCGACGAGUUCAACGGGCUGCACCUGGCCAAGGACAAGCGCGCCCGCGCGGGCAAGCCGGCCGCCCGGCCCCCGCGCGACGAGAAGCUGCCCCCGCGCGCCCCCGAGCCCGCGCGGAGCAGGGGGGCCGCGCACAAGCGCAAGCGCGUGGCGCCCGCGCUGGCCCGGCCCAGGAAGGGCUACUCGGCCCGGGCGCCCGCGGGCGGCGACCGCGCCGCCAAGACCGUGUCCUACCGGACUACGCCCAGCGGGCUGCAGAUCAUGCCACUGCGGAAGCCGCAGGACGCGCUGGAGAACGGGGACGCGCGCUCCGAGCAGGGCGAGCCCGCCCUCGGCAACGGGCCGGCCCCGCCGGGCCUGGGCCUGGGCGAGCAGGCGGGCGAGCCCGAGCUGCCGGAGUGCGAGGCCAACCCCGAGGCGCCGGCGGAGAACGGGCUCGAGGGCUCCGCGCUCACCAAUGGCGGGCUGGGCCUGCACGGCGCCGUGAAGAGGAAGCUGGACGCCGAGAAGGAUUACGUCUUCGACAAGAGGCUCCGCUACAGCGUCCGCCAGAACGAGAGCAACUGCCGCUUCCGGGACAUCGUGGUGCGGAAGGAGGAGGGCUUCACGCACAUCCUGCUGUCCAGCCAGACCUCCGACAACAACGCGCUGACCCCGGAGAUCAUGAAGGAGGUGCGGCGCGCGCUCUGCAACGCGGCCUCGGACGACAGCAAGCUGCUGCUGCUCAGCGCCGUGGGCAGCGUCUUCUGCAGCGGCCUCGACUACUCCUACCUCAUCGGCCGCCUGUCCAGCGACCGGCGGAAGGAGAGCACGCGCAUCGCCGAGGCCAUCAGGGACUUCGUGAAGGCCUUCAUCCAGUUUAAGAAGCCCAUCGUGGUGGCCAUCAACGGGCCUGCCCUGGGCCUGGGCGCCUCCAUCCUGCCACUCUGCGACAUCGUGUGGGCCAGCGAGAAGGCCUGGUUCCAGACGCCCUAUGCCACCAUCCGCCUCACGCCCGCCGGCUGCUCCUCCUACACCUUCCCGCAGAUCCUGGGUGUGGCCCUGGCCAACGAGAUGCUGUUCUGCGGGCGGAAGCUGACGGCGCAGGAGGCGUGCAGCCGAGGGCUGGUGUCGCAAGUGUUCUGGCCCACCACGUUCAGCCAGGAGGUCAUGCUGCGCGUGAAGGAGAUGGCCUCCUGCAGCGCCGUGGUCCUGGAGGAGUCCAAGUGCUUAGUCCGGAGCUUCCUCAAGUCGGUGCUGGAGGACGUGAACGAGAAGGAGUGCCUGAUGCUGCGGCAGCUGUGGAGCUCGCCCAAGGGCCUGGACUCCCUCUUCAGCUACCUGCAGGACAGGAUCUACGAGGUGUGAAGGCGGACACCCCGGGCCGUCGCACUUCCCACCGGGCCUGUGUCUCGGAAGUCGGGACUCAGUGUCUGCCCGGCCGCGAGCUUCUGCAGGCGUCCGCGUUCCCUCGGGUUGUGUCCAUUUCCUCGUGUCCUUCGGUUGUUCCUCAUUGGUUCGGUUUUGUGUAGGCAGACGGGAAUCACUCGGCCCUCCCCGGUGCCCCUCCCCCCGCGGCUCCAGAGCUACCGAGGGCUAGAUCUCUCCCCGGGCCGCUGCUGGCCCUGUCCCGGCCCCCCCUCGCCGUGCCCCCUGGCUCAGGCUGUGUCUGCACAGUGCCUCUGAUCUGGAGACGGGCCCCCCCGCCCGCCCCGGGGAGCCCCUGGCUCUGGGGACAGGGGCCGAGCCAGCUGAGGGAAUUCUCAGACCAAUGAGCAAAACCAGUUCUGCAGGGUCAUCCGCUGUCUCCUCUGGGAUGCGAAUCUGUGUGACUUUCAGGGCUUGGUCUUAAAAACCCGAUUGAGUGAUUUACAAAACCCAGAUAUUGUACAUUUAGGGACUUUUUUUUGUUAAAUCUCUAUUUUUAAAAUGACGUAAGUGGAAAUUCUGAUAAUUUAUGUGUAUUAUAUGUAAAGCUAGUUUUGCAAACAACGUGAACUACUAGGAAAACGUGUUUCUUUUUUCCCUUUUGUUGCUUUAACCAGACUUAUUUAAUUUAUUUAUUUGUGUUUAUAUCGGAUGAUAUCUGGCUCGUCGAUACAGAUGUUAUUUUCAUACUGCCCUGGACCAAAUCCCAUUCCAGGUUCACUUGCGGUGGCGCAUCCUAGCAAUGGGCCGCGUGGAACUCACUUUCAGAGACAAACGGAGAGGCUGGCUGGCGCCCGAAGGCCGAGUCGGUACCAGCCCCGCUGCCGGGAAGUGGCUCUCGGCCGGAAUCGCCGGGUACCGAUUCCCGAGGCUUGGGCCUGGGGAACGCCUGGCGGAUUCUCUCCGCUCUACCUACUGCCUCUCAGGACAUCACGGCUCCGUGGCUGGAAUGGCCCCGAGAUACCCCCCACCCGGCCCCCAGGGUGUCACCCGGACAGGACCGUGGUGCUUUCACUGUGUCAAGUGAGGUUGUUUUCUGGGGGGGGCAGAGGGCUUGGACGUCAGGAUGUAUUCCUGUGCGGUGAGGCCAGGCGGGGACCUCGUGGGAAGUGGGGGGAGCCCCCUCGGCUGCCCCCCCCCGCCGGGAGCUGGGGCUCCGGGGCCAUCUCUCUUUCCCUCUCGUCGUCCACUCACCCACGGGAGCAGGAGGCAAGGGUGAGGCCUGGGGGGCCGGGCCUGGGCCCACCCGGGGUCACCAUAAUUAUGGGGAGUCCAUCAGCCCCUCGUCCCAGAGGGAGAGAUUCUGGUUUCUGGUGUGGGUUUUGUUGGGGGUUGGGGUGUUGAGCAGGGAGAGGCUGGUUCUGGUUCUGAUGGUGCAGCUCCUCGUCUGACGGGCAUCCCUCUCCCACCACGGUCCCCGUGCCCGUCCUUCUCUCUGUUAUCACCUCCCUCCCUCCCUGGGAGAUAGUAGAACAGGACAGAGAGUUGAGUUCUGGGAGGUGUGGCCCACUGAGAAGUGUCUUUUUGUCUCUCUCAUCCCCUCCCCUCUCCCGAAGGCCACCAGGUGCAUCGGGCUGGGCAGGUCGGGAGUGUCCUAGCGCCUGAGCUGGGGGUGGCCAAGGACAGGUUAAGCGUCUACCUUAGCUCUGUGGAUACGGCCCCGAGCCAGACGCUGCUUCCCCCGAGGGCCCCACGUUCCUCUGAACAAGCCUCUCCCCUCGGGGGCUUCCCCUGCCUUCGGGCUGGGGGGCAGGGAGGACCCUUUGCUGCCCUCACUGUCCAGCCUGUGCUCCCUUGACCAUCGGGGGGCCACAGGGCAUGGACACUCUGGCUGGAAUCAGCUGAAGGGUUCCACACUCACGUCCAGUGAGCCCCAGUUCACCCGUGUGGGCUCCAGGGAGAGGUGGACCCUCCCGUAUGGAGACGCUACCGGCAACCCCGACUUCUGCCCCAGUGCCUCUCCCCUCGUCUUCACUUGGGGUUUCUCCCCCUCCUUCUAGAAGGCCCCUCUGCAAACCCCCAAGCCAAAACCUGCGUACAUGACAGAAAAAUCUCUUAACUUCUGUAGAGAUAAUUUUUUUAUUUUAUUUUAUUUUUUUUGCUUGUGGGCUUUCUGGGGAAGCCGUGUUCCCUGCUCCGGUAGCUGUGAGUGUCAGGAUUUUCAGCGGAGGAGGAGGAGGAGGAGGAUGUUUUGAAAGGCCUCUUGGUCAUUGUUCUUCUUCGUUCCCUCCGGAAGGAAUCAGUAAGGUUUUACCUGUGGGCCGGAUCAUCACAUCUGACCUUGGAAAUGAUCCGAGGGUCUCUGACGAAUGAGUAGGAAUGUGGGGCCACAACUAAGGUACAAGUGAACCAGAACCUGUAGGUUCUGGGUGGAACUGGACUGUGUUUUAGUUGUUUCCCAAUCAAAGUCAAUUCCAGAAGGAUGUUCCGCCAGUCGGACAAAAGCUCAGUAAGUUUGUUGCUGCAUGAUAGACAGAAUCACUGAAUGUUUCACUCUCUGGAAAGUUGUUUGAAUGAUGUGUCGAGGAAACUGAGGUAGCUGACGCCAGAUCGGCUUGGGUAGGAAACACUGGUGGGUGAAUCCGAGUUACCCUCACAGCUUUCUCAGACAGGCUCUGACGCGCCUUCCUUACCUGACGCCCCCUGCCUCUCUCUAACGUGAGACCCUCUUCCCCUUCCAGCCCACCCGGCACUUCCCAAAGUCUGGGAUGAUCCCUGAGCUCCUGGCCAUUGGCAGCUCCAUCUUGGAAUUUACUUGAGGGUUGGAGGAACCGCUAGGGAUGGGGAGUUAAUCAAGGAACCUUCUAGGCCAACCAUUCCUGGCAGCCUGCCAGCCAUACACACUAGACCCUGCCUUUCUCUCUCCUCCAAGCCCACUCGAUCAGCUUCCGGCCUCUCGUAAUAGAACCAUUUGAGUCCAUAGCCUGGUGGCCAGAAAUCUAUUGCGGAACUGUGCUAAGCUGAUCGGAUCCCUUCCACAUUGACACAGAUCAGUGCCGUGUGUCUCUUCCUCCUUUGAAAUAAAGCCUGCGGGUAGAACGGUCCAUCAGAAAUUAGCCUCUAAGAAUGAAAUGGGGGUAGCGAUGAGAAGGUAGUAGGAAAUUGAUUUAAAAUAUUACUCUUGUUUGGUGUAGAUUAAACUAGGAAACGUUCUCUCUGAAGCAUGAAAAUAGGUUUUUUCCCAUAUGAAGUUUCCCAUAUGAAGAUGGAAAAUAAUCACAAUAGACUUUGAUCAAUGCAACUGUCUCUCUGAAGAUCCCCAUUUAAAAAAUAGCCUCAACUGAAUGCCUCACCUCCCAUUAUUAACUGUUGGUUUAAAAACUUUUGUACACUUUUCUUAAUUUGAAAUUUAGUCAAUUUAGUCACAUUCAUGAAAUUUUCCAGUAGUUUCUGUGGAAAUUUUUUUAACAAAUAGAAACAUCUUCCAAUCUUUCUAAGUGAAUAUUUAAAAUACAGAGUUGCUUCUUUUCUGUGUUUCUGUCUUCAGAUACUGAGAUCUGUUGUAUAUACUAGUUUAGACACUCCCACUAAUAUCCACAGUAUUUAAGACUCUAAAUGAGAUUUCUUAGGUAUUUUAUUUUAUUCUCUGUAAAUGGUUUUUGUAUAAUCUUUAAGAAUCUACACUUUGCCUUUGUAGAUAUUUAAGGGAAACCAUUUGGGGGUUGUCGUGCAUGUACAUUUUUGUUGUAGAUAAGUGUUGCUUCGUUAUUUCUGCUAAUUUUGUUUGAAAUGCUUACAGACUUUAAUACAGUAUAUAUUUUCAGAAUAUAAACUUUUAUAUUUCUGUGGUAAGUUAGACUAUGCGUUUUAGGCAAUCUUUUUCCAUUAAUAUCACUUGUUCUUUCUCAAAACAGCAAACUGGUUUGGUGCCAAUGGCUUUCCUCUUUUGUUUUUUUUUAAAUUUCAAUUAGAAUCUAAUGCUCUUAUAUUGUUAAAGAGCCAGUUCAUUUUUUUCCCUCAAAGUAACUGUUUUAAAGUAUAAUUUGAAAAUGUAUUGAAUUUGUGAAUAAGCCUUACCAUUAGGAUCAGUCAACUUUCCAACCUUUGCAACUACGUAUGUAGUGUAAGAUCUCCACAGAAUUCUCACUGUGUGGCAGUUGAUGGAGUUUGUGAACAGAGCCUUAAGCUUGUUGCAAAAAAAAAAAAAGAAAAAGGAAAAAAAAAAGAAAGAAAAAGAAAAAAAGAGAAAAAAAAAAGCAAAAAGGGUAAUACGGGUUGUUUCUUCCAAACAGAGCAAGCCAUGUUGAUGGAUACAGUCUGAGUCAUGGCUGGUCGGAAGAGUUUGGUUGAGUUGAUGGCAGGGGCUACGUAGGCACCUUGGUACUGUCUUUGGCUGGACGAAGGACCAAGAAGAGGUUUCUAAGCCACCUUCAUACUGUACAGACAGUGUAGACACGGCCGCGGGUCAGGCUACUGGCUCAGCUCCUGUUUGGGACAGAUGACAUUUCCUGCUCACCUUGGCAGUGGACCCCGGCUUGCUUGUGGGGGUGUGGAGCCCCAGUCUGGUCCAGGUCAGCUCUCCUUGAGAGGUACUAACAAAGUUUACAUGAGAGUCUUACUGUGUAGACAAUCUGAAGUCCACUUUAGUCUCAGAGUCCACAUCCCCCCGAGCCUUGAGUGUCUAUCAGAGAACCAUGUGUGUUCAGCCAUACAUACAGGCCCCGUGUCACAGGGCAGAGACAGACUAGAGGCAGAACAUGCUCACACAUGCGCCCCCCCCCCACAUGCAUACACAAACACACAUGCACACACAUGCACAUCCACAGACACACAUGCACAGGCAUGCACACACUCUCAUACACAUGCACACGCACAUGCACCCACAGACACACACACACGCGCGCGUGCACACACUCACACAUGCUGAGGUUCUGGUUGGGCAGUGCAUACACUGUGUUUCGGGUCUACGAAAGCCAGUGGAGUUGGCGUUAGCGUGUUGUUUCAACUGGGAUUCCCCGUGAGCUUGGCCGCGCUUUCCCGGUGACCGACAGGCUCUCAUGGCCAAGGCCUUCAGGGUGAUCUUGAGAUGGGGCCGCUGGCGAGUCAGGUGACUUGGCUCACCCCUGGUGUCCGGGCCGAGCACCAGCUCUCCGCCGUGCUCCACGUGUUUGCUGUGUGUGUCCGUGUGUGUGUGUCCAGUGUGUCUGUGGGUCCCCCACAGCCAGCCUCCUCGGCGACCCUGGCCCAGUGCCAGGGCUCCUGCAGGUGCCUCGGGGCAGUUUGGAAGGUCUCGCGUUUCCCACCUCGUGUCGACUCGUCCCUGUGCCAUUAGCCCCAGCCUGAUGUCACUUGCCGAUGUCCGUGCUGGCAGGAUUGUGAAAAUAUUGCCUUUCCGAAAACCAAGGACCAAAGAAUUCCAUUAUUCAGCGCAGCCUGGGGGGGAGAGGUGGGAGGCACCUCCGGGCGCAGAUGUGCGCGGCCCCCAGAGACACCGCUUCCUCUCCCGCCUCCUGCCGCCCCCGACCGCCACCCAGAGGGACCGGGGUGGGGGUCCCCUAGAGCAGGCGUGCCAGGUGAGUUUCUCCCCGGGAAGCGCACUCUCCGAGAGGGUUUCUGCUGUAGUCCCAGCCUUCUCCAUACCGUGACGAGCGGAGGCCUGGCGUCCUUUCAGUUUCUCUGGCCAGGUGGACCACCCGAAAGGUGAUCUCCCCGGCGGGGGUUGUUCAGGUGUGUCCACGCUUGCUCAAGUCCCGCGUGAUUUUGUUCUACACCAGCCUAUCCCACUUCCCGCUGGGCCUGAGACUUGUCUCCUCCGGUCCCCCCACGCCCGGUGACGCUCCAUUGUCAUUCAUGACGCAGCCAUUGAUCCGUGCGCGGGUUGAGAAAGGAUUGAUGCUGAAGAGUGUGGCGUCCUCUUGGUAAGGCUUAUUACCAAACUUCUGAUAAUGAAGCAGGUUACCAAAAACGUCCCCGGCCCACCCUCAGAGUGUUUGGGUUUGACCCUGGAUGCGGCACACACACCCAAACCCAAGGAGACCUCCGCAAAUUAGGCUUGUCGGUUUCUUUUGCCAGGUUAUCACAGGAGUCUUUCACCAGUUCUGGUCUUUGUAAGUAUGAGUCCAUAGAGUUACCAAGCAGAUGUAACUGACCCUUCCUCCCCACGCUGUAAAUAUUCCCGAGAUGGGGUGCCGUCCUGAGGGAUAAUAAUCUUCUGAUUUAUCAAAUGCUGACUGUCUAGAGCAACUUGUCCACUCUUUGUGAAUGGUCCUGUAACGUGUAUGAACACAUUUCUGGGUGCCUUAGAAGUUGUAUUUUUCAUGUGUGCUAAUAUGCAGUAUUUAUACAUUGUGAGAAGCUGCUUUGAAUAAAAAGGUUGAAACUUAAACGUC